Halichondria panicea is the source of this 2109-nucleotide messenger RNA. RefSeq lists its product as uncharacterized. The record is from RefSeq and is a predicted model, not a curated record. Lineage: Eukaryota; Metazoa; Porifera; Demospongiae; Suberitida; Halichondriidae. The transcript has 2 exons. Bases 1028 to 2035 code for a protein of 335 amino acids.
UGAUGACCAAGCACUGCAGCACUAUAAAAAUAGUUAGUGCUUAUGUAUUAAACUGCAUUUAUUGAGAAAUUGUGUGGAAGCUGGAAUCUAAAUCUACAUGUACGUAUAACAAGAUGUUGUCUACAAAAGCUAAAGUCUGCGAUAUGGAUGAGUAUUACGAUGGUCUUGCCUUCCGAUUUGAAAUGCCCAAAGAGGAUCUAUCUUUGAGGGGUGUUCGCAUUGAAGAUGGUGUGCCUACGCUGCUUUUCAGUGUUGCUAAUAAAGUACCAACUAUUAUAGAGGAAGAAGUGGCCAUGUGUAUUCGUCUAAGCCAAGAAAACAAGCGUCCCGAGUUCUCCUACAAUAGUUUUCUCCCUGGCCACCCUCUUGAAAGAACUGGCCGACAUUUCAAGAAUUACAAACCGCUCUGCACGAGACGCACUUCUAUCGGAGAAACUCUUGCUGAAAUCGACUGGCAAAUGAAGUGCCUAAUGGUUGGUGUCCGUAGUGACAAGAAUAAGGAGAAAUUCUGGUCAUGGACUGAAAAAAGCGAUGUUGAUGGUUUGGUAAGUUACGAAAACUUUAAAAGUGAUCCAUCAAAGGAGGGUGGUAUUUUCAUGAAAUGCAAGGGCGUAUCUAUUUGUGAAGAUUCAAACCAGAUCGUCUUUGAAGGAGAACCAGAAAUGGCAAUUGAUUCCGUGAAAUUUCCAGCAUAUUCACGUUACAUCACAGAACAUUUUGAUUCUAUUGCAUACUAUGACGAGCCGCUGUUUCUCAAAAUGAAGGAGUACAUAAAGCUCAUUCUUGCUGUUGAGUGGUUGAAAGAAAAAGGAGUUCACUUUAGCCAGAACUGGAUACAAGAGCAUACAGCACCCACGUACGAUCCCCCCAAGUCGUUACAAGUGGAACUCUCAGCUGAAGAAACCAACUCAAUCAUGAAGAAGCUAAAAAAAGAGGCAAAGAAGGUAAUGAAAAGGCCUGAAGUGUUGCAAGCCCUCUCCCAAAGCAAGUACGUGGAUCGAUUUCUGUUACGAAACCCACAGUGACAAUGAAUAGUAAAGGUGUUGAAGCUAAGUUUGAGCAAACCAUUGCUGAUCCUACCUUUGAAAUACUAACAGACUUGUAUGUACCUCUUGUACAGAAGAUAGUAGUGAGAGCAACUACACAUGAUUUUGAUUUUCUCUAUGAAGGUAUGGACCCAAACAUGCCAGUCACUGUUGACCCAGGUGCUAAAGAAUUUGUUAUACCAGAAGUGAAAUCUUGGUCUGAGCUUAUGGGGGAAACUGAAUUCUUUCCUUGCAAGUGGCUACAAGAUACUAGCGAUGUGAUGGUCAGAUCUCCAGCUCUCACUGGUGGCAUUUCAACUGCUAAAAUUCCUGUCCAUCGAGUGAACAAGCCUGUACCUGUCCGAUCAACGCCGGUUACGGUGAAAGCAUCAAAGAAUCGAAAAGCUCAGAAAAUAUAUACUCCUGCUGUACAUCCAACACAGGAUGUAGUUAAUGCACCAACAACUAGCGCUCGUGUAAACACGCAAGCUGUCGCAACCGGUGGAGCACAGUGGAUGCAUGGACUGGAAGAUUCUUACUCAAGUGUUGGAAUGUCAAGAGAUGGGACAACAAUUAAACAACCAUCACUACAUAUUCACGGACAAAUAACACAGCUUAUUGCUGGGAAAGAGUUUGGGCCUCCUUUGAGUCUAUCCAUGCAUCUCCGUCUGCCCCCUAAAGAGGAAUCAUCAUACGAUCAUGAUAGCGGAUGCUCAAGCCUUGCAAGGACCCCUAUGUUUGGAUCUCGUGAAUCAUCGAUUGCGGCUGCAAAAGACAAAGAUGAUUCAUCCUCUAUAUUUUCUGAUAGUGGUGUUAGCACUGCUUCAAACGAAAAUAAGGGGAAGAAAAUUGAAACACACAUCUUAGCAGGAGGUGGCAUUGGAUAUCUUGGUUGCAAUCAUGAGGUGGUGGAGCUAAGACGUGAUGGGAAGAAAGGACUACGAGUGAAACUGCAUAAUCAUUUACUUCCAGACAAAAAUCUAGCUAGUGAGUGUAUUGCUAUGUCCUGAACAAAAAAUUAGUUUAAUACUUGAUAUGUGUGUAUAUGCAUUGUUGUUGUUUGAUGUUUACACCUAAACCUGUA